Molecule: messenger RNA, 3808 nt
Organism: Sorex fumeus (smoky shrew)
Lineage: Eukaryota; Metazoa; Chordata; Mammalia; Eulipotyphla; Soricidae
Gene: LRRC8A
Product: leucine rich repeat containing 8 VRAC subunit A
Exons: 4
Coding region: 247-2673 (808 amino acids)
Molecular function (GO): protein binding
Source: RefSeq, a predicted model, not a curated record
GCGGAGGAGGCUCGAGUGGUGCAGUGAGGGACAAACAAAAGGAGGCGCCGGAGGGGCGCAGCGGCCGGCGGCGGGACGGAGCAGCGGGGGCGCCGGGCUGCCUGCGCGGCGGCCGGGCGCGGCGGGCCCAGGGAGGCCUCGUCCAUGGAGCGGGAGGAAUGCCCGGACCCUGCCCCGACAGACGCGGGCCAGCCUCACCCCCGACGGCCAGCGCGCAGAUAGCAGCGCUCACUACUAGGAGGAGCCAUGAUUCCGGUGACGGAGCUCCGCUACUUUGCGGACACGCAGCCGGCCUACCGCAUCCUCAAGCCGUGGUGGGACGUGUUCACCGACUACAUCUCCAUCGUCAUGCUGAUGAUCGCCGUGUUCGGGGGCACGCUGCAGGUGACGCAGGACAAGAUGAUCUGCCUGCCCUGUAAGUGGGUCACCCGGGAUGCCUGCAACGACUCCUUCCGCGGCUGGGCGGCGCCCGAGCACGCCUACUUCAACGCCAGCCUCCUGAGCGGCCCCGACGCCGGCCCCACGGGCAUCAAGUACGACCUGGACCGGCACCAGUACAACUACGUGGACGCCGUGUGCUACGAGAACCGCCUGCACUGGUUCGCCAAGUACUUCCCCUACCUGGUGCUACUGCACACCCUCAUCUUCCUGGCCUGCAGCAACUUCUGGUUCAAGUUCCCGCGCACCAGCUCGAAGCUGGAGCACUUCGUGUCCAUCCUGCUCAAGUGCUUCGACUCGCCCUGGACCACGCGGGCCCUGUCAGAGACGGUGGUGGAGGAGAGCGACCCCAAGCCGGCCUUCAGCAAGAUGAACGGCUCUGUGGACAAGAAGGCGUCGACGGUCAGCGAGGACGUGGAGGCCACCGUGCCCAUGCUGCAGCGGACCAAGUCCCGCCUGGAGCAGGGCAUCGUGGACCGCUCGGAGACGGGCGUGCUGGACAAGAAGGAGGGCGAGCAGGCCAAGGCGCUCUUCGAGAAGGUGAAGAAGUUCCGCACGCACGUGGAGGAGGGCGACAUCGUGUACCGGCUCUACAUGCGCCAGACCAUCAUCAAGGUGGUCAAGUUCAUCCUCAUCAUCUGCUACACCGUCUACUACGUGCACAACAUCAAGUUCGACGUGGACUGCACGGUGGACAUCGAGAGCCUGACGGGCUACCGCACCUACCGCUGCGCCCACCCGCUGGCCACGCUCUUCAAGAUCCUGGCGUCCUUCUACAUCAGCCUGGUCAUCUUCUACGGCCUCAUCUGCAUGUACACGCUGGGCUGGAUGCUGCGCCGCUCGCUCAAGAAGUACUCGUUCGAGUCCAUCCGCGAGGAGAGCAGCUACAGCGACAUCCCCGACGUGAAGAACGACUUCGCCUUCAUGCUGCACCUCAUCGACCAGUACGACCCGCUCUACUCCAAGCGCUUCGCCGUCUUCCUGUCGGAGGUGAGCGAGAACAAGCUGCGGCAGCUGAACCUCAACAACGAGUGGACGCUGGACAAGCUGCGCCAGCGGCUGACCAAGAACGCGCAGGACAAGCUGGAGCUGCACCUGUUCAUGCUCAGCGGCAUCCCGGACACCGUGUUCGACCUGGGCGAGCUGGAGGUCCUCAAGCUGGAGCUCAUCCCGGACGUGACUAUCCCGCCCAGCAUCGCGCAGCUCACGGGCCUGCAGGAGCUGUGGCUCUACCACACGGCGGCCAAGAUCGAGGCGCCCGCGCUGGCCUUCCUGCGCGAGAACCUGCGGGCCCUGCACAUCAAGUUCACGGACAUCAAGGAGAUCCCGCUGUGGAUCUACAGCCUCAAGACGCUCGAGGAGCUGCACCUGACGGGCAACCUGAGCGCCGAGAACAACCGCUACAUCGUCAUCGACGGGCUGCGCGAGCUCAAGCGCCUCAAGGUGCUGCGGCUGAAGAGCAACCUGAGCAAGCUGCCGCAGGUGGUGACGGACGUGGGCGUGCACCUGCAGAAGCUCUCCAUCAACAACGAGGGCACCAAGCUCAUCGUGCUCAACAGCCUCAAGAAGAUGGUGAACCUGACGGAGCUGGAGCUGCUCCGCUGCGACCUGGAGCGCAUCCCGCACUCCAUCUUCAGCCUGCACAACCUGCAGGAGAUCGACCUCAAGGACAACAACCUCAAGACCAUCGAGGAGAUCAUCAGCUUCCAGCACCUGCACCGCCUCACCUGCCUUAAGCUCUGGUACAACCACAUCGCCUACAUCCCCGUGCAGAUCGGCAACCUCACCAACCUCGAGCGCCUCUACCUGAACCGCAACAAGAUCGAGAAGGUCCCCACGCAGCUCUUCUACUGCCGCAAGCUGCGCCACCUGGACCUCAGCCACAACAACCUGACCUUCCUGCCCGCCGACAUCGGCCUGCUGCAGAACCUCCAGAACCUGGCCGUCACGGCCAACCGGAUCGAGGCGCUGCCCCCCGAGCUCUUCCAGUGCCGGAAGCUGCGGACGCUGCACCUGGGCAACAACGUGCUGCAGUCGCUGCCGUCGCGCGUGGGCGAGCUGACCAGCCUGAGCCAGAUCGAGCUGCGCGGCAACCGGCUCGAGUGCCUGCCCGUGGAGCUGGGCGAGUGCCCGCUGCUGCGGCGCAGCGGCCUGGUGGUGGAGGAGGACCUGCUGGCCACGCUGCCCCCCGAGGUGAAGGAGCGGCUCUGGAAGGCCGACAAGGAGCAGGCCUGAGCCCCGCCGCGCCCGCCCGCCCCGCCGAGGGGCUGGCCCCUCGCUCCCGGGACUCGCCCCCGGCCCGGCGCUGUCGGGAGACCCCCGCCCUCGCCGCCCUCCUCGGAGCCCCCGUGUCCAGACUGACAAUCAAGGCCCCCCGGCGGGGGCCGAACCGGCGCCAGGGACCCGGGAUCCCUGCGCUCUCGCCCCUCCUGCGGGGAGCUUCGACAUUCCCAAGGAAGUCGGGGGCUGGGGAGCCGCCGGGAUUCUGGGCCGCGACCCCCCACCCCCGCCCCCACCCCCGGGCGCCAGCUGUGGGUCGGGGACCCCCGGGUGCCAGGCUGGGCUCAGGCCCCGGGCAGCAGCCCGCCCGGUGGCCAGGCCCAGCUGCGGCUUCUACUGCAUCCGUUUUAGAUCCUUUUUCUUUUCUAGUGAAAAAGAAAACACAGAAACCAAAUUUUUUUUUUAAGAAAAAAAAAGCUUCAAAAAGCAAUGGUUUGGGUAUUAAACGGAAAUAAAACUUCACAAAAAAAAUAAAAAGGGACACUGAAGGCCAGCAAGGGGGACCCGGCUGCCUCGGCCCGGGGCCAGGGGAUGCUUUCGGGGGUCUCGGUCCUCUGCCACCUUUCCUUUUGGGGCGUCUUGUUUUUCGUUCUCCCCCACGUCUUGGCGGGUGCUCACUUCUGUGGCUGCUGGCCAGGGGAGCCCGGAGGGGAGGGGGGUGGGGAGGCCCCCCCCCAUUGUCCAGUGUUAAGGAGCGGGGCCAACCGCUUUCCCUCCGCGCAUUCCGCCCGGACUCUGCCAGGGCCACCAGCAGCCCCCCCUGCCUCCCCCGCUCCGUCCUGUCCUGUGGCCCCCACUUCCUGUCCAGGUGCCGGGGGCUCCCACAGUGUCCCGGCGCCGUAGCGGGAAGCCACUCCUGUUAGAUCCAUCUCCGGGGGAGGGUCCCCCGCCGGAGACGAUCACUCGGACACUAAGGCACGUUUUAGCGUCUCUGGUCUCGAUGAUUGUGUCCCCCUCCGCCCCCCGUCGUCCAUUUGUGUUUCCUGCCUCGUGUCCUGGGACGUGGCCCCUCAGAACUCGUGCACAUUGGCGCCCAGCACCCACGAAGCAGUGCGUAGUUCCCUGGGGCUCUGCUCCCGGGGGACUCGGC